AUGACCUUCAAAUUGCCUCUUCUUGCCACCAAGGAAGCUCGUUUAGACAACACUCCGUCAGUUCUAGCGUUAUUCGGCGUCCAGCAUCCAGAGUCCCUCACACCUCUUAACUCGAUCGCAGCCCUGAAAGACAUAUUUACUCUCGAAAAUGGCCCCGGCCAUGUCCAAAUAGCACUCGAAUCCCGACAACCAGGAAAUCCCUCGUCAAACUGCAACACUACCAUCUUCCAGGCAUUCUGGUUCUCCAGCACAGACUACGAAGCCGGGUGGCAGAGCACUGCUGUGUCAACUUUCUGGAACUCGCUCGAAGAAGAUGCCGGCGUUUGGCGUGAGAUUAUGCGUAUAAGCCCACGGCGCUUUAUGCAUGCCACCGGGUCGACGAAAAAGCAAGGGCUUGCUCUGGUGCCAGAAUUCUCAGACGUCGAUUAUACCGAUAUUGCGCCACAGCAGAAAUACUGGGGCAUUUAUCGUGAGCGUAUCCCUGAUCAUGAAUCAGACGACUUUGAGUCUGCGUUCAUCUCGCAGGCACAGAGAAAAGACAUGGAGGAGAAAGAAGUGAAGGCGAUGCCUGAUAAGAAGACGGUGGGGCUUCGAGAUCCUCCAUCAUCAGCAGACACGUCAAUUGAUCAGAUCCGUCUCGGGAGUGUAGUACUGCCACAUGGCAUUGACAACAUGCUGUACGUGUGGGAAUUCCAGGACUAUUCGCAAACGACGGAACAAGAAAAGGAGAUUUGGGACAAGCACAUCAAUGACUUUGUGAAAGGCUGGAUGAAUUCACUGGACAAGGAGCGCAGCAAACAUGGCGUCCUAUCCUUUCGCAAUACUGCCUUGACACAAAUAGACGAUGGCUUCACUUCAACAUUGCCAGAGUCCCGUAUCACGAGCCAAUUUGUUUUCUAUCUGGAUCUCGCCGCCUUUGAAUACUCUGGCAAGUCCACCCGAGACCACUUCAAGGCUCGUAUGGCGUUUGAGAAACAUCACAAAGACUCUGGGGCCCUCGGUAUGGGCAAAGGACAAACUCAGCUCUCUGUCGAGGCAGGGAUAUUGAAAAGAAGCGACCUUGAAGCAGAGUACAUUGGUUGUUUAGACGGAACGGGAUUGAUGGGCUAUAAGGAGUUGAUUGACGCAGUUUGA
This is a messenger RNA of Trichoderma aggressivum f. europaeum, 1134 nucleotides long. RefSeq lists its product as uncharacterized. Lineage: Eukaryota; Fungi; Ascomycota; Sordariomycetes; Hypocreales; Hypocreaceae. The transcript has a single exon. Bases 1 to 1134 code for a protein of 377 amino acids. The record is from RefSeq and is a predicted model, not a curated record.